Penicillium samsonianum is the source of this 357-nucleotide messenger RNA. RefSeq lists its product as uncharacterized. Bases 1 to 357 code for a protein of 118 amino acids. Lineage: Eukaryota; Fungi; Ascomycota; Eurotiomycetes; Eurotiales; Aspergillaceae. The record is from RefSeq and is a predicted model, not a curated record. The transcript has a single exon.
AUGCAAAGCCUAGGCCAGAUUGAUCUCUACGUUCGGCCGGCCUAUCACCUAGAAUGGCCUGCAUUGUUGAAUAAACUAUCCACAGAAGCUGUCGGUCUCCAGGCACUUGACGUGUUCCUUGUCGUUGAGCCCAGUGCCAACCAGUGGGGAGCAGCGUUGGAUGUUGAAUUCGUGCGAGCGCUUGGGAGAUUCCAGGACUUGAGUACGAUGGAACUUCGUGGCUGGUUCCCCAAGGAGUGGCCGGAAUAUCUGGAGUCUAAGACUGGCUUGGAUGUUUUUAAGGAGUCGGAACACGAGGGUUGGUACUUGAAGUCGCACAGACGAUUUCAAAGCAUGCUUGACCGUCAAAGCCCUUGA